This is a messenger RNA of Galeopterus variegatus (Sunda flying lemur), 2928 nucleotides long. RefSeq names its product lysophosphatidylcholine acyltransferase 3 (gene LPCAT3). Gene Ontology annotation, cellular component: membrane. NCBI's taxonomy places the organism in Eukaryota, Metazoa, Chordata, Mammalia, Dermoptera, Cynocephalidae. The coding region runs from base 1151 to 2506 and encodes 451 amino acids. The transcript is spliced from 12 exons. Gene Ontology annotation, molecular function: lysophospholipid acyltransferase activity; 1-acylglycerophosphocholine O-acyltransferase activity. Gene Ontology annotation, biological process: phosphatidylcholine biosynthetic process; lipid modification. The record is from RefSeq and is a predicted model, not a curated record.
AACAGCAUUCAAAGAACACCAGUAAAUCCUGGCACCAGAAAGAUCAAAUGGUUGACAUACUGAUAUGUGAAGAACUAGUACAUGUAAGUACACAGGCUGUGAUAAUAAGUUUUUUUUUAAAGGGGGAGGGGGAAAAAAGACUAGAAGGACAUAAACCAACAUAUAACAUGAUUAUCCGUUUGCUUAUUCAUUUAACAAAUAAUUGAGUACUUUCUGUAUGACACUGUUCUAAGCAUUGCAGAAUUCAGCAGACUCACAAACUAUAUUGCCAAUGAUACACUAACUGCAAUUUAUAAUUUAAAAGCAAGAAUUGCAGCAAUUAUAAGCCAUGACCAACUAAAGAACACUAAUUAUGCAGUGAUAGGACAGGUAAGGUGUCCUUCCAAAAACAGUAGGGAGAUUCUGAUUCUUUGCACAUGCGUUAGUGCAGCAGGAUUGCUGCCAGGCAAGUUGGCCAGACUUCUUGAUGGAACUCUGAAUGUGAGUCUGCAGGAAGACCAGGGGAUGUGCUCAUUUUAGUUUAGGAAUACUAAGUGUUAGGAAUACCUUUUUAAUUUGGUAAACAACCCUUGACCGUGUAUAACCAAUUCAUGACCCAUCAGUAGAUCACCUGUUGUUCACUCACAGCCCUUAGGCUGCACUCCAACUAACAGCCUUAGGAGACAUUUUUCCAGUAUACCUAAAUGGAUCUUAUAAUUUGAUUGAUGCCCAGAUCUCACAAUGUGAGGUGUAUCUACACGUACCUUAUAACUGUUAUAUAUAUGCAGUCAGCAAUCCCAGUAUGUAGCCAUGUUAAUUUAUAUUUAUCCUUUUAAUAAUCUGAUAAUAUUAUGCUAACAAGACAGAUUACAAAGUAUAAAAUAGUGCUUCUGGGGCAUAGCUAGGUACCCUCAAUUCCUUGUAUCAUUUUUUUAAAAAUUUAAUUGAGAAAAGUCUUAGCAAUGAUUAAUAGACUAUAUAUGAAACCUAGUUUUAGGACCCAAUUUUGUAUUGCCUCAAUGAAAAAUUAAUAUCUUCCAUUCUAAGUUUGUAUUUACAAAAAGACUUGACUCUUGGGGGUACUGUUGUUGUCUUCUCUGUUGAUGCAUAUAAUGUAUACAUUUUUCUCUGCACUGUUUCAUUCCAGAUAAACUUCUAAAACAAAACAGGGAUGCAACAGGCACCAGUAACCCCUUUCUAUCUUUCUCCCCUUCUAGGUUAUCCCUUUGCGUUGUUUUAUCGGCAUUACCUUUUCUACAAAGACAGCUACCUCAUCCACCUCUUCCACACCUUUACAGGCCUCUCAAUUGCUUAUUUUAACUUUGGAAACCAGCUGUACCAUUCCCUGCUAUGUAUUGUGCUUCAGUUCCUCAUCCUUCGACUAAUGGGCCGCACUGUCACUGCUGUCCUCACUACCUUUUGCUUACAGAUGGCCUACCUUCUUGCUGGAUAUUAUUACACAGCCACUGGCAACUACGACAUCAAGUGGACAAUGCCACACUGUGUUCUGACACUGAAGCUGAUUGGUUUGGCUGUUGACUACUUUGAUGGAGGGAAAGAUCAGAACUCCUUGUCCUCUGAGCAACAGAAAUAUGCCAUACGGGGUGUCCCUUCCCUGCUGGAAGUUGCUGGUUUCUCCUACUUCUAUGGGGCCUUCUUGGUAGGGCCCCAGUUCUCAAUGAACCACUACAUGAAGCUGGUGCAGGGACAGCUGACUGACAUACCAGGGAAGAUACCAAACAGCACCAUACCUGCUCUCAAGCGCCUCAGUCUGGGCCUUGUCUACCUGGUGGGCUACACUCUGCUCAGCCCCCACAUCACAGAAGACUAUCUUGUCACUGAAGACUAUGAAAACCGCCCUUUCUGGUUCCGCUGCAUGUACAUGCUGGUCUGGGGCAAGUUUGUGCUGUACAAAUACGUCACCUGUUGGUUGGUCACAGAAGGCGUGUGCAUCCUGACAGGGCUAGGAUUCAAUGACUUUGAAGAGGGAAAGGCAAAGUGGAACGCCUGUGCCAACAUGAAGGUGUGGCUCUUUGAAACCACCCCCCGCUUCACGGGCACCAUCGCCUCUUUCAACAUCAACACCAACGCCUGGGUGGCCCGUUACGUCUUCAAACGGCUCAAGUUCCUUGGAAAUAAAGAACUAUCACAGGGACUCUCAUUGCUAUUCUUGGCCCUCUGGCACGGCCUACACUCAGGAUACCUUGUCUGCUUCCAGAUGGAAUUCCUCAUUGUUAUUGUGGAGAGACAGGCUGCCAGACUAAUUCAAGAGAGCCCAGCCCUGAGCAAAUUGGCCUCUAUUACUGUCCUACAACCCUUCUACUAUUUGGUGCAACAGACCAUCCACUGGCUCUUCAUGGGCUACUCAAUGACUGCUUUCUGCCUCUUCACAUGGGACAAAUGGCUUAAGGUGUACAAAUCCGUCUAUUUUCUUGGUCACGUCUUCUUCUUGAGCCUACUAUUUAUAUUGCCUUAUAUUCACAAAGCAAUGGUGCCAAGGAAAGAGAAGUUAAAGAAAAUGGAAUAAUCUGUUUUUCCCUGGUGGCCUAGAGCAGGACUGGUGCAAAGACUACUUGUCUCCCUUUUCACAGCACUCCCUCGCCCCAGAGCACAGAGAACAGAAAAGCCAGGGAAUUGAAAGACAUGGCACUCCCAGCUGUGCCUCUGCUGCCAGCCAAGUCUUCAUAUGGGGCCAAAGGGGAAACUCUUGUGGGAGGAGCAGAGGGGCCCACGUCUCCCCUCUGGACUCCCCCAUGCACGUUGCCUUAUCUCUCCCCCUCUACCCAGGAAUCUGUUAUGUUCUUCUGCCAAUUUACUAUGAUUGUAUAUGUGCCGCUACCACCACCCCCCCCAUGGGGGGGAGGAGAGGGGUAUGAGGCCCCGCCUGCUCCACUUUUUCUACCUUGGAACUAUACCAGAUAAAAUCACUUCUGUUUGUUCAGUUUUUCA